Messenger RNA from Eutrema salsugineum, 1555 nucleotides. Its product is annotated as disease resistance protein ADR2. Gene Ontology annotation, molecular function: calcium ion binding. The transcript has 4 exons. Gene Ontology annotation, biological process: signal transduction. Bases 73 to 1203 code for a protein of 376 amino acids. NCBI's taxonomy places the organism in Eukaryota, Viridiplantae, Streptophyta, Magnoliopsida, Brassicales, Brassicaceae. The record is from RefSeq and is a predicted model, not a curated record.
UGAACAAGGAAGCUUGUUUCCUCAACCACUGCUAUACACUUUCCUCAAACUCUCUUUUGCUCUCUCUCUCUCAUGGCUUCUUCUUCUCUUCCUCCUUCUCCUGGUGCUCAUAUUAAAAGAUACGAUGUCUUUCCAAGCUUCAACGGGCCAGAUGUUCGUAAAAGGUUUCUCAGUCAUUUACACCAUUACUUUGCAUGCAAGGGAAUCAAAAUGUACAAGGAUAAUAAUAACAUGGAGAGAUGCCAUACGAUCAAACGUGAACUCAGACAAGCGAUUAAAGAAUCGAGGGUCUUGAUGGUUUUGCUCUCCAAGAACUAUGCUUCUUCGAGCUGGUGUUUGGACGAACUGGUGGAAAUCUUGAAGUGCAGAAAAGACAAGGAGCAUAUUGUGAUGCCGAUUUUCUACGACGUUGAUCCGUCCCAUGUACGGACACAGAGCGGGGACUUUGGGAUCGCUUUUGAGAAACCUGCGAAAACCCAAACAGAGGAAUUGAAACAGAGAUGGGUCGAAGCUUUGAAACGUGUCACGACCAUAGCUGGAGAACACUCUCGUAACUGGACUGAUGAAGCUGAGAUGGUGCAAAAGCUUUGCACAGAUGUCUCGACCAAACUGAGAGUGGAAGAGAUUAAGGAUGAAUUUAGGAAAUACGAUGUAGACAAGAAUGGUUUCAUAACUGCAGCAGAGCUUCCACGAUGUGUGUUGAUAAAAGAUGGGGAGGAAUCUACCGAUAAGCAAGUUCGUAGUAUCAUCCGAGUUGUUGAUGUUGAUGGCGAUGGUCAGAUCAACUUUGAUGAAUUUGUCCAACUCAUGGCUCUUAGGAUGAGUGAUGAAAAGCUUUACACGGACCAAGUAAGAGUGGAAAUGAUGAAGGAAGACUUUAGGGAAUGCGAUGUAGACAAGAAUGGUUUCAUAACUCCACCAGAGCUUCGUUAUGUGCUGACAAAAGACGGCGAGGAGUUUACCGAUAAGCAAGUUCGUAAGAUCAUUCGAGUAGCUGAUGUUGAUGGUGAUGGUCAGCUCAACUAUGAUGAAUUCUUCAAAGUCAUGAUGCAUGUAAAGUGGAGGCCUGAUGAUAGAACUGCGAGGAUCGAAAAGAUUACCACAUAUGUCUCGAACAAAUUGAAUAAAUUCAGUCAUAUGCAUGGUAAAAGCCUUAUCCUGAAGAAGAAGAUAAAAACGAUUUAUGAAUGUCUUACAGAGUGAAUUUUCAUCAUGAUUUGAUCCUGGUUGUCUUCUUUAGGACAUGUUUUUUACAUCUUACCACCUUCGAUUUGGUUGCUUUCUUAAGCUCUUUAAUUAGUGUUAUGUCAAGUAUGAACUCAUGUUUUGCUCAUCCUGUGAAAAUUGAUUUUAUCUCUUUGUUUUAUUUGUUUCUAUAUUAAUUUCUCUUGUUUUUGUUUUCAAAAUAAUGUUCUACAAAUUGGCCGCCAAGACGUCUAUAUUUCUCUUGUUUUGCAAUAUUUGAUAGGGAAGUGAAUCUGUCAUAGGUAUAUAUAUUAUUUUGAUAUGUCCAAGAUCGGCAAGCUUUCUAUAAGUAAAGUGAGCCUUUGAAAAA